AUGGAAGUGGAGGACUUCCCAGGAAUUGACCAAAGUCAGAGAGAUGUCAUUUUCUCCUCCGUUUCGAGAAAUGGACGAUCAAGGUUUCCCGAGGAGCAAGUAGAGUCUAUCUUCAGCGAAAUCCAAUUAAAUCAUAAACGUCAGCUAUGUCGCAUGGCGUGGGAAAAGCAAUCAACUCGAACCCCUACUUCGUCGGGACAAACGUCGAACAAUUCCCAUGCAUUUGAACAAUUGACAACUGUCAAUACGGACCUAAAAACUUUUGAAGAAACAAAGAGAUUAAUCCAUUGGAGCACUCUGUACGUUCUGCCUGAAGUAUAUGAUGCUGCUCGCCGGGUUAAUGAGAUUUGUCAGAAGUUGACGUGCACUGUGUGCUUGUUCUCCCUCGACCGAGGAAAGCUAUUUCAUUUGCGAGAAUUCGAGGUGCAACAAGCGCACAACACGUUGGCUGUGAUCAAAUAUUUGAGAGAAGAAUGGGUGGACAGGAUAAUUCAAUCGGCGAGAAUGUAUCUUCGGGAUAUCGGCAAAGGCGCCUUUGAUCUUCGACAGAAGAAUCCCUAUGUAUACGAUGUCAUCAAACUUCGACGUUUCAUCAACAUGAUGGUUUUUUUUAUGCAGGAUGCCCUGAAGACUUUGGUGAAGACUUCCACAGAAAAAUAUGCAAAUAUGCUCGUCGGCCCUGCCGAAUGUGCCCUGAAUGUCGACAUUGACUUCACAUGGGGUGACAAUUUGAUCGUUACACAGUUUUCCCCAUUUCCAGGGCCAAUUUUCACUGUUGAAUUAGUCAUGAGUCAUGAACAUGGCGCUGGUUAUACAACAUCUCCAACACAGUAUCAGCAUCAAUUUCCCCAUCAGAAAAUAAUAAUAGAGCGCUUAGAGGAAGCUUUGUUGCUAUGUCACAAAGUAAAGCAGCCUUACGCCAGCUUGUUACCGAGCUUGACAUUUCCACCGGAGUCAUACCUCAGUUCCACCGGUCUUCUUGACCAUUCGGUCUGUGUCAUUCGGGAAAAGCUGAAUCGAGCUUACGAACGUGCUAUCAUUCCACUUCAGGCAUAUGCUGAAGAAUUCAACAGAUACCAAGAUUUUUAUACAAUGGACCCCGAAAAAUAUAUCGCGAUAAUUGAAAAAGAGGACAGUUCUACCGCCGCGUUUCAGGAAAAAAUAUCCUUUCAUCGAGCUGCAAGAGCAGAACUUGAGAAGAAGGUACCUGCCCACAUCGCCAUCGGACCCUUCCAUGUUGUAUUGCACAAAUUGAAAGGGUUUCUCGUGGAAAAGCAUAACAACCUCUCUGUACGAUUAUUAACAUUAUUAACGGAGAAAUUAAAAAUUCAACUGGACGACUGCCUGUUCGAGUACAAUGAAAUACGGAGAAUGUUACGAGAAGACCCAAAAUCCAUCGAGGAAGUUUUCAAAAUUCGAGAGUUCAUGGAGGACCUACCCCAGCGCGUUGCAACUCUAACCGACACCGUUAAUCGUUUGAAACUGGAGUAUGAAGUGGUGGAGAAUUUCAAGUGGAACGUACCGGAUGAAGAUUUUUCCACCAAAUGGCUGUGUAUUGGUUAUCCACAAUUAAUUAAUGAACAGAUCAUCGAAACGACAGAUUUCUUAUCGGAAUGCGUAGAGAAAUUCUCGAGAACCGAACUAGACGAUGAGAUGGCCCUCUCCGAGGCGGCUAUCGUCGUCUCCGGAAAUUUGGUGGAACUGCUGCGACAGGAGGAUCAUGACAAGGUACAUGAGAAUGCAGUCGACGCGAGGAGAAUAUGGAAAUCCCUGAAAGCAUGUCAGGAACAAUCUGUCCUACUCAACGAGCGUCGUCGAUUGUUCGGAAUGCCACCUACUGAUAUGAAUGCCCAGCUCAACGAACUGGAACGUCAACUGGACCCUUACAAAACCCUUUGGUGUACAGCAUCAGACUGGUUGAAAUAUGAAGACAUGUGGAUGGACAAUCCCUUAGUAACAGUGGACGCUGCCGAGAUGGAAAUGUUGGUUACUGACAUGCAAAAAUCCAUUGCUAAAUGCAAUAAAUUAUUCCGUGAUCAGCCAAAUAUGCUGUCAAUUGGGAUCGAUAUAGCAUCGAAUAUUGAUGCCUUCAAACCGUACGUUGGUCUAAUGAAAUCCCUGAGAAAUCCCGGAAUCGAAGCUAAACACAUAGAGGAGAUGAAUUCUCGUACGGGAAUUCGAGUGACUCUCGCACCACCAUCAAAUCUCAAGGGUCUUGUCGCCCUCGGUAUAAUGGAUUUCAAGGACACCGUUGCUGAUGUCUCCGACAAAGCAACUCAGGAGUACACCAUAGGCUCGGCGUUAGAUAAAAUGAUGGGUGAAUGGGAGGUCGUGAAGAUGGAGAUUUUGACGUACAAGGAAACUGGCACAUGUAUAAUGAAAGUUACUGAUGAAAUAUUAAUUAUGUUGGAGGAGCACAUGCAGAGUACUCAGCAAAUUGGAUAUGGGCCGUACAGAGCUUUUUUUGAGAAGAGAAUAGACGAAUGGGAGGGAAAAUUGAAGUUAAUUCAGGAAGUUUUGAUGCAGUGGAUUAAAGUUCAGAAAGCCUGGAUGUACCUGGAGCCCAUAUUCACCAGUGAGGAUAUAAGCCGGCAAUUACCCAUGGAAGCGAAGAAAUAUAAAGCAAUGGAUCGAAACUGGAGGAGAAUUAUGAAGAAAGCCCAAGAGUCUCCUUUCAUCCUCCGGACAUGUCCCGAUAAAACUUUAUUGAGUAGUUUGAAAGAAUGUGAGAAUCUCCUGGAAAUUGUACAGCGUGGUCUCUCUAACUAUCUCGAGGCUAAACGUUCGACUUUUCCGAGGUUUUAUUUCCUCAGUGACGACGAGCUCCUCGAAAUUCUAGCGCAGACUAAAAAUGUCAGAGCUGUCCAACCGCAUCUCAACAAAUGCUUUGAGAAUAUGAAGGAGUUGAGGUUCGAGGAGGAUUUGGAAAUAACGAGAAUGUACUCAGCAGAUGGCGAGGAGGUCAUGCUAAAGUCGCCUAUUUAUCCGGUUGGACAAGUGGAAGAGUGGUUGGGGCAGGUAGAGUUGACUAUGCAGAAAACCCUCCGAGAAAUAAUUGAAGAGGCUCUGGAUUAUUUGCAAAUAAAAGUCUAUGGGGACUGGGUUUUUAUGUGGCCAGGUCAAGUAGUUAUUUGUGCCAAUCAAAUAUUCUGGACUGCUGAAGUGGAGAGUGCAAUAAAUUUCAACUCCUUGAAUCAGUAUUACGAGGUCAUGCUGGCCGAGCUCGGGACGUUGAGGGGCUUGAUCAGAGGAAUGCCAACUCACAUUCAGAGGCUCAUGCUGGAAUCACUGAUAACGAUCCAAGUGCACGCGCGGGACGUUGUUACCAGGUUAAUCGAGAAAAGCGUGGGGAGCAUGGGUGAUUUUCAUUGGACGUCUCAAAUCCGAUAUUACUGGGAGAAUUGUGAUGUUAAAAUUCAUGUCAUCAAUGCUGAUUUUCCCUAUGGCUACGAGUACCUUGGAAAUAAUGGACGACUCGUAAUAACCCCACUGACUGAGCGGUGUUAUUUAACAUUAACUGGUGCCCUGCAUUUGAAAUUCGGUGGUGCCCCAUCAGGACCAGCGGGGACAGGAAAAACCGAAACCACAAAAGAUCUGGCAAAAGCCUUUGCUAUUCAGUGCGUCGUUUUCAAUUGCUCGGAUCAGUUGGAUUAUAUCUCAAUGGGAAAGUUCUUCAAAGGCCUCGCCAGUGCGGGUGCCUGGGCAUGUUUCGAUGAGUUCAACAGAAUUGACAUAGAGGUGCUCUCGGUUAUUGCUCAACAAAUAUUAACUAUUCAACAAGCACAACAGACACGAGCAUCGCGUUUCGUAUUCGAGGGUUGUGAUAUAAUACUGAAACCAAUGUGUGCUGUGUUUAUAACAAUGAAUCCUGGCUACGCUGGUCGCACAGAAUUACCUGACAAUUUGAAAGCCCUGUUCCGUCCGGUUGCUAUGAUGGUACCGAAUUACGCCCUGAUUGCUGAAAUUUCCCUAUUUUCCUAUGGAUUCUCCGAGGCGAAGACUCUCGCCGUGAAGAUCACCAUGACGUUUAAGUUGAGCUCAGAGCAACUCAGCAGCCAAGAUCACUAUGACUUUGGUAUGCGAGCUGUUAAAACAGUGAUAGCAUACGCUGGAAACUUGAAACGUCAGUCUGGGGAUUUUGACGAGUACCAAAUAUGCGUGCGAGCCUUGAGAGAUGUGAAUGUACCGAAAUUCUUCAAAGACGAUUUAAAAUUAUUUGAAGGAAUUUUAUCGGAUUUAUUCCCGGGGUUGAAAGCUCUCGAGGCGGAUCGUGAUGUGCUAGAGGCAGGAAUUCGUGAAACAAUACGAGGGAUGGGAUUAAAGGUGCUCGAAGAGCAAAUCCUCAAAGUCAUUCAACUUUACGAAACGACAACUGUUAGACAUGGCUUGAUGUUGGUGGGACCAACCGGCACCGGGAAGACAAAGUGUUACCAAAUAUUGCGAGACGCAUGCAGAAUGCUGCAAGGUCAACAAGAGAAUCCGGGGAAUGUGUUUGAGUUAGUUGAAACAUUUGUUCUCAAUCCGAAAGCCAUUACGCUCGGUCAACUGUAUGGAGAAUUUGAUAUUGAUACACACGAGUGGACGGAUGGAAUUCUACCCCACAUGGUACGUGCUGGAAGCAGUGCUAAUGACAUGAGAAGAAAGUGGUACAUUUUUGAUGGGCCAGUUGAUGCCAUUUGGAUUGAGAAUAUGAAUACAGUGUUGGAUGAUAAUAAAAAAUUGUGUUUGACAUCGGGGGAGAUAAUCAAGUUGUCGGCACGACAAACAAUUAUGUUCGAAGUUGGUGAUCUCAAAGUCGCCUCACCCGCAACUGUUUCCAGAUGUGGAAUGAUUUACUUGGAGAGCGGAACUGUAGGGACCGAAGCAUUAAUUGACUGUUGGAUUGAAACCCUCCCUCAGGGGAUGAAAGAAUUCGCUGGCGAACUGUCGAAAUUAACUUACCAGCUUCUUCCCCCAGCCCUCACCAUUCUCCGCAAUCAAAUGAGGGAAAUCGUUGCCACAGUAGACGUGAUGAUGGUGCAGGCCUACAUAAACCUCAUCAAUGUACGAUUUUCCAUGGAGAUGUCUGCGGAGGGUUCAGCCCCUCAUUCUACGGAAUCUAGUUCAAGGAGAAAUAUUCGGGAUUUAUUAACUCCCUGGGCAACAUUUGCGAUAGUUUGGAGUGCUGGAGCAAGCUGUGAUUCAGAGAAUCGCUGGGCUUUCAGUGAAUGGCUUAGGACGAUUCAACAGGAUUUGCAUCAUCCCAUGCAGUUUCCAGCGGACGGGCUAGUCUAUGAUUACAUAUUAGAUGAAGGGGGAUACACCGACGCCUCCACGGAUAAUUACAUCCCACCCCGGUGGAUAAAAUGGACGGAUGGAAAACAAGUGGAAUCAUUAGGAUUGCAGUUGCAAUUUCAUGACUUCGAUGUUCCUACUAUGGAUAGCAUUCGAAACUCCACGAUAAUUGGAUAUUUGCUGCAGCAUAAGUCUAAUGUUCUCGCAGUCGGUCCAACUGGUAGCGGAAAAACUGUCACAAUUUCUAGAAAAUUGUCCAGAGGCAUGGCAGCCAAGUACAUCACUGAUUUCAUCAUAUUUUCGGCGAAGACAUCGGCUCAAAAAAUUCAGGACUUAAUCGAUUCCAAAUUGGAGAAGCGAAGAACGGGCAGUUACGGUCCGCCAGUGUCGAAGAGACAUAUUUUCUUUAUUGACGAUUUGAAUAUGCCACUGUUGGAGCAGUAUGGGGCACAACCACCUCUAGAACUGCUUCGUCAGUUGCUUGAUUUCAAGGGAUGGUACGACACGACAGAUAUCGGAGAAUUCCAUGAAAUAUGUGAUGUUAAUUUGAUUGGAGCCAUGCAGCCCCCGGGAGGCGGUAGAAACUCAAUAAGCGAACGCGUACUUCGACACUUUCACCUAAUAGUAUUUCCAGAAAUGGAGGACGAGGCCAAAGUAUUUGAGGUAAUUAUACCUCCUGGUUAUGAGGCUAACACACUCUCCCUUUACACGUGUCUCCGUUCCGUAUUCCGGUCGUUUACACGAAAAAAAAUCUAUGGAACAAUCAUGAAAUCCUGGUUAAUCCGAGGUCCAUUAUCAAUUGAGUCCCUCGAUGACAUUGUCAAUGCCACUUUGACUAUGUACAACACAAUUUGUCAACAAUUCCUGCCAACACCGGAUAAGUCUCAUUACACAUUUAAUCUACGGGAUUUCUCGAGAAUUUUCCAGGGAGUCCUCAUGGCUGAACCAGAUAAAAUCGAUACGAGAGGAAAGCUUUGGGCCCUCUGGUUUCAUGAGGUUUCCCGCGUGAUGAGAGACCGUUUGGUCAAUGCAGAGGACUUGGAACGGUUCGAUGAAAUACUGCGAUUGACCCUCAUCGAAUUUUUUGGAGAGACUGGUGGAGGUCUUGAUGGUGAGGAUUCAAUAUUCUUCGCUGAUUUUUGUGGACCGCAUGGGGAGUACGAGAGAAUCAUUGAUCUUCGACAGAUGGAAUCGGUACUUCUGCAGAGUCUCGAAGAAUACAAUGAAACGACAAAUGCGCCGAUGAAUCUCGUUCUUUUUGAAGAAGCUAUGAGUCACAUAUGCAGAAUAAGUCGGAUUAUUCGGCAAGCUAGAGGGAAUGCUUUACUCCUCGGCAUGGGGGGCUCCGGACGACAGAGCCUGACGCGACUCUCAGCUUUUUUAGGUGAACAUGUUUGUUUCCAAAUUGAGUCACGACGCUCCUACAGUCUCAACGACUGGCACGACGACAUUAAGGCGGUGAUGCUCAAGGCUGGAUUAUCGAGGCGAUCCAUCGUCUUUAUUUUUUCAGACACCCAGAUAAAAGAUGAGUCUUAUCUGGAGGACAUUCAUAAUAUCCUCAAUAGUGGGGAUGUGCCAAACAUCUAUCAAAAGGACGAACUCGAGAAGAUUUAUAACGAUAUGAGGGCUGAGGUUCAGGAAGCCGGCCUCUCUUUGAACAGGACCAACCUCUUCAACGCAUAUUUGAAGAAUGUUCGGAGCAAUUUGCAUACGGUCGUUACCAUGAGCCCGAUUGGCGAUGAAUUUCGUCGACGAAUCCGUCAAUUCCCGGCAUUAGUCAAUUGCUGUACUAUCGAUUGGUUCCAUCCGUGGUCUGACACCGCACUACAGAGUGUCGCCGUCCGCUUUAUCAAGGAAAUCCAGGACGAUCAUGUUACUGGUGACAUUUUCGACGCGAUCGUGACGACUUGUCAAUACAUGCACUCAUCCACCAUCGACGCAAGUCAGGAAUAUCUCCAGGUGCUGAACCGCCACAACUACGUCACACCUGUAUCAUACCUAGAAAUGUUAUCCAACUAUGGAAAUCUUUUGUACAAGAGGAAGAAGGCGCUGAUGCAGGAGAUGUCUCGAUUAUCCACAGGUCUGAAUAAGCUAUCAGGAACGGAAUCGGAAGUCAAGCAGAUGCAGGUAAUUCUGACCGAAAUGAAGCCGGAAUUGGAGCAAGCCACCGUAGCUACUUCGGUCAUGAUUGAUCGUAUACGUGAGGACACUAUCGAAGCUGAGAGAACCAAGGGUCUUGCUGAGGAGCAACAGAAGGAGGCGGCGAAAUUCAAGCGUGAGAAUGAGGCAAUUCGGAACGAAGCGGAUAUGGAGUUAAGCCAAGUGAAGCCAAUGCUCCAGGCGGCGGAGGCUAGCUUGAAGGCAUUGAAUAAGGGAGACAUUACUGAGGUCAAAGCUAUGAAACGCCCUCCAGUUGGGGUUGUUCUCGUGAUCGAAGCUAUGUGCAUCGUUAAGGAAGUGAAACCGAACAAGGUGGGACACCCCAUGAUUUAUCAUUCUCCAACACAGGAAGAAUCAGCAACCUCUGAGGUUACCCCAUUCUCAAUAAAUAAAAUUUACAUGACACCUGGAAAGAGAACUGGGGAACAACUAGUGAUCGAUAAAUCAGAUUUUUGGCUUCACGUAGACGCACGUGAUUGGAAUGACAGUGAGCAUCGUGAGGAAGGUAGGGAUUGGGCCACAGGACUAGGAAUGAGAAAAUAUCCUCUAGUACCUGGCAAAUUACCCGGCGAAAAAGUUCUUGAUUACUGGACACCAGGGAGUCAGAUGCUCGCGGACGCCGGUCACUUCCUGCGCGAGCUGGAGAACUUUGAUAAAUCGAAGAUCACCGAGGAGGUGAUAAAUCGGUUGAAAGCCUACAUCGAGAACCCGUCGUUCCAUCCGAGCAAAGUUAUACAAGUCUCGAAAGCCUGUCACUCCCUGUGUCUCUGGCUGCAUGCGAUGUACAACUGGUACUUCGUUAAUCUCAAAGUUGAGCCGAAAAUGGAGGCACUGAAAAAUGCUGAAAUGAGCCUAAUGAAGACUGAGGAGCAGUUGAGCCUGGCAAUGGAACAACUGAGGGAGGUUGAGGAUGGUAUUCAGAGGCUGGAGGAUAUUCUACGUAUUGAGGUGGAUAAGAAAACAAAGCUGGAAAAUGAGCAGCAGCUGUGCGAGGAGAGAAUGUCAAGGGCUGUAAGAUUGAUAUACGGUCUCGCUGAUGAACAGCAAAGAUGGAUAACAGCCAUCAGAGAUAUACAGAUUUUAUACAACAAUGCUGUGGGCGAUAUUUUAAUAUCGUGCGGAGGUAUUGCAUAUCUGACACCAUUCACUGAUGUCUAUCGCAGGGGCUUGUUAAGCGCAUGGACGACAAUUUUGGACAAUAAAAUUCCUUUGAGUGAUAAUCACACAGCAGUAGCGGUACUGGGUAAUCCUGUGGAAAUUCAGCAGUGGCACAUUAAUGGCCUCCCGAGGGAUACAUUUUCUGUUGAAAAUGUUAUUCUCUCGAGAAAUGCGAAUCGUUGGCCAUUAUUCAUAGAUCCACAACGCCAAGUGAAUAAAUGGAUUAAAAAAACGGAAAAAACAGCGGGUCUAUUGAUCGCACGAAUGACUGACAAGGACUUGAUGCGCGUUGUUGAGACAUGUGUGAAAUUCGGACGUCCCUGUUUAAUCGAGAAUGUGGAAUGUGAAUUGGAAUCUACGUUGGAUAGCGUCCUGAUGAAAAAUGUGUUCUCCUAUGGUGGUCAAAUGUCUAUAAAGAUCGGGGACAACGUAGUUCCGUAUAACGAUCAAUUUCGGUUAUAUUUGACCACAAAGCUUCCGAAUCCCCACUAUCCUCCGGAAAUUACUGUCAAAGUGCUGAUUGUGAAUUUUGCAUUGACCAAAAGUGGAUUGUUGGACCAAAUGCUGUCACUGGCUGUCUUGCAAGAGCGCCCCGAGUUGGAGGCAGUACGAAGAGACAUAAUAAUUUCCUGCGCUGAUAUGAAAAGGGAUCUCAAAGAAAUUGAAAAUAAAAUACUCGAUAAACUAUCGAAAUCCGAAGGGUCUGCAGUUGAUGAUAUUGAUCUCAUCACUACCCUGGAGGCAUCCAAACUCAAAAGCGAAGAGAUUAAAACUAAAGUAGCCUCCGCGGAAGCAACACAAGCGGAUAUUGACAGAACACGAUCCGCAUAUUUACCUGUUGCCAAUAGAGCACAAUUAUUGUACUUUGCCAUCAGCGAUCUGAAAACCAUUGAUUUCAUGUACCAAUAUUCGCUGGAGUGGUUCGUAAAUAUUUUCACCGAUAGCAUUGCCAAUACUGAGAAAUCAACCAACAUUAACGAACGUGUUUCGACUAUAAACGAAUACUUGACAUUCUCCACAUAUUCCAAUGUUUGCAGAAGUUUAUUCGAGAAGCAUAAACUUCAUUUUGCAUUUCUCAUCUGUAUCCGAAUACAAAUUGAUACAGAUUCCGUAGAUACAAGUGAAUGGAGAUACUUCCUGUCGGGUGGAUCUUCUUCCCAACAAAAUUUAAAUCCAGCACCCGAAUGGCUGCCGGAGCGAUCCUGGCUAGAGAUCCAGUCAUUAACUAUAUUAAAAGGAUUUCGCAAUUUCCCGAAAUUAUUCCAAAGCCGCUUGAAAAUUUUCAAAGCUCUAUACGACUCAAAGGAACCCGAAUUGCUCUACGAUUUUUUGUCACGUUUCAGGGAUUCAGGGUUGGAAUCUUUGAAUCUCAAUGACUUUCAAAAAUUGCUCAUCAUAAAAUCUCUCAGACCCGACAGACUCAUCACCGCCAUUCAACAAUUCAUCAAUAAAUAUCUCGGUAGGAGGUUUAUAGAACCCCAAACCACUCAGUUGUCUACUGUCUACCGGGAAUCCCACGCAAAAACUCCUCUCGUAUUCAUUUUAUCGAGUGGGACAGAUCCGGCAGCUGAGUUGUACACACUCGCUGAGAAUGAAGGGAUGAAGACUCGAUUUUAUACCAUAUCUCUCGGCCAGGGUCAAGGACCCCGCGCUGAGUUUAUAUUGAAAGAAUCCCUUGAAGCAGGAAAUUGGGUUUUUUUCCAAAACUGCCACCUCGCUCCAAGCUGGAUGCCACACCUGGAUGGACUCAUCGAGUCUUUCCCCGAUAACAUCCACCCUGAUUUCCGUUUAUACUUGACGAGCACUCCAACUAUCAAUUUCCCCCCGACAAUAUUAGAGAACGCCAUGAAGUUGACUGUUGAGCCACCCAGAGGCAUCAAAGCAAACAUGCACAGAAUUUACACAACUCAGAUCCCUCUACUCCACGACCUGUUCGAGUCCGAGGAUCUUAAAGCGAAGGAUAUCAAAUCAUUGCUGUACUCCCUCUGUUUAUUCCACUCGAUUCUUCUGGAGAGACGAAAGUUCGGCUCACUGGGCUUCAAUAUCCCCUACGAAUUUUCUGACGGUGAUCUCGCCAUAUGCAUCUCCCAGCUUCAAAUGUUCGUCGCGGAAUAUCCCGAAAUUCCCUUCGAGGUGCUCAUAUACACCGCAGGGCACGUGAAUUACGGAGGAAGAAUUACUGACGAUUGGGACAGGCGAUGUGUCCUCACCCUUCUCCAUGACUUUUACAAUUCAGAAGUCCUGAAAGACGAUCACACAUUUGAUGCGAAAGGAUUGUACCAACAAAUAUCGACUGUCACCCCAGCAUCUUGUACUUAUGAACACUACCUCAAUGCAAUAAUGUGCUUACCCCUCAAUGAUGAGCCAGAGAUAUUUGGAUUGCAUUACAAUGCGGAAUUGAGUUAUGCUACAUCUGAAGCUUAUUACUGCAUUACUAAUCUCGCAGCACUUCAACCUCAAAGCACUGAACAAUCAACUGGUGGCAAAACCACUAUUCGCGUCGUUGUUGAUAAUCUAUUGACCAGGGUACCAGCAUUAUUCGACGUGAAAGCAAUUCAGGAACGUCAUCCAGUGCUUUACGGGGAAUCCCUCAACACAGUGUUACAAUUGGAGGCAAAACGUUACAAUACCCUUUUGAAAAUUGUAUCCAACUCAUUGAGUCAAUUACUAGCAGCAGUGAAGGGUGAAAUUGUCAUGAACGAGAUGCUGGAAACAAUGGUGAGCAAUCUGAGCAUGAAUAAUGUUCCGGAAUUGUGGGAGUCACGAGGAUACCCUUCAUUGAAACCUCUGGGAGCAUGGAUGUUAGACUUAAACGAGAGAAUCGAAUUCAUGCAAAAUUGGAGCGACAAGGGGAUACCAUCCUCAUUGUGGAUCUCCGGAUUUUUCUUCCCCCAGGCACUAUUCACAGCAACAUUACAGAACUUUGCUCGGAAGUACUCAUUACCCAUCGAUACUAUUGAAUACUCCUAUCAAAUACUUGAAGCUUUGCCGCAUACUCGUGCACAUGAUGGCUGCUGUCUAUAUGGGCUCUUUCUCGAGGGAUGUCGAUGGAAUGGUAAUACACUUGAAGAGUCUAACGCCAAAGUACUCCAUUCAGGUAUUGUCAAUGAGAAAGGUAAAAUUAUUCCAUAUAAUUUAUCGGGACGCAUGAUUUUAAUCGCUCUGUUCGUUUCAGAGAUGAAACCCAUUUUUCUCCGACCCGAACAAAUACGAAAAUCCCCACCCAAGGGCGUUUAUAAUUGCCCAGUCUACAAAACCCUUACGCGCUCGGGUACUCUGAGCACUACAGGCCACUCCACGAACUUUGUCCUUUGCAUGGAAAUUCCCACUUCGAGGAUAGAAUCACAUUGGAUUAAAAGGGGAGUGGCUAUGAUAUGUGCUUUGGAUUACUGAACUUACACUGCAUUUUUUUUCAUUUUCUUCCACUAUUGACAAUCCAUACUUCACUACUUUCGGGGAGUUUGAUAAUUAACCAUCGAUUCUACUCACAACCGUGAAAUUUCCUGUGCCCGAUUACACCCUCCCUUACGAGAAUAAAAAUGCCAU
Diachasmimorpha longicaudata is the source of this 12138-nucleotide messenger RNA. Its product is annotated as dynein axonemal heavy chain 1-like. Gene Ontology annotation, biological process: microtubule-based movement. Lineage: Eukaryota; Metazoa; Arthropoda; Insecta; Hymenoptera; Braconidae. The record is from RefSeq and is a predicted model, not a curated record. The transcript has 52 exons. Gene Ontology annotation, molecular function: ATP binding; minus-end-directed microtubule motor activity; dynein intermediate chain binding. Bases 1 to 11985 code for a protein of 3994 amino acids. Gene Ontology annotation, cellular component: dynein complex.